AUCGAGUGCGGGUUUCGCUACUCUAUUCUCCCGAUUCCUACACGUCACGAACGAGCUCCCCAUCAUCCGCCACCUUUGUUUCUUCCAUACCCACGUCUCGAUUUACUUAGACCCGACAGCAGCUAUAUUCACAUUCCCGUAUCCUUGUUCCUGUCAAUCUAUCUCCGACUAUACCAAAGGCCAAGAAGGGAAAGAAGAAAAGAAAGAGGAAAGAUAGGAAGAAUAAAAGCGCGAGCGCCGGAGACCAUUUAUAAUCAGGAGACAUCUUUCCAAGAUGAAUCUCAUCUACUCAACCGUUAACACGAUUCGAGACAAGUAUACUCCCGUGAGUCAUACGUCGACGUUUCGAAAGACGGGUCAGAUCACCCCCGAAGAGUUUCUAGCGGCUGGCGAUUACCUCGUCUUCAAAUUUCCAACCUGGUCCUGGGCAGAUGCUGAUUCCGAAUCCAAGCGCGUGUCCUACUUGCCGCCUGGCAAGCAGUUCUUAGUCACACGAAAUGUCCCUUGCAACCGUCGCCUCGAUGAAGACUUUGCUGGAGAUGCGGGCCACGAGGAGGCUGUGGUCGGCGACGGGGAUGAUUUCAACUCGAAAGGUCGCGCUGACGAUGAUGGGUGGUUACGCACCGGCGGCCUAAGCAGUUCGCAGCCACUCAAAGCUAAAGAUGUACGAACUGUUGAUGACGCCGGGAACGUCGGAGACGGUUUAGAUGAUGAAGACGAAAUCCCAGACAUGGAAGACGAUGAUGACGACGACGAAGCUAUCAUUCGGGAUACCGAUCCGCACAGGAAAACAGCGGCCCGUCGCACGUACACCCUCUACAUUAUGUAUUCCCCUUACUAUCGCACACCUCGCCUAUAUCUAUCAGGCUACUCCGAAGGACAACCCCUUGCUCCUCAUCUGAUGAUGGAGGAUAUCGUUGGCGACUAUAAGGACAAAACAGUAACAUUGGAGGACUUUCCUUUCUUUGCCAAUAACGUCAAGAUGGCCAGUGUGCAUCCUUGCAAGCAUGCCUCUGUCAUGAAGACUCUCCUGGACCGCGCGGAUGCCGCCUUAAAAAUUAGACGCGACAAGAUGAAGUCCGGGAAGGCAGUCGGCAACGAUUCCGGGAUGGAAGGUCUAGUGGACGAGAUCAAUAAGCUAGAUGUUAAGAGCGCCGAAGCCGCCGCUGAGUCGAAUAGUGACGAUUGGGAAGAGGUAGAGGUAGAAGACCAAGAGGUGGCCAUCCGUGUCGACCAAUACCUCGUCGUUUUUCUUAAGUUCAUGGCCAGUGUUACCCCUGGAAUCGAACAUGAUUUUACUAUGGGCGUAUAACGAGCCGGCC
Daldinia caldariorum is the source of this 1322-nucleotide messenger RNA. RefSeq names its product autophagocytosis associated protein. The record is from RefSeq and is a predicted model, not a curated record. NCBI's taxonomy places the organism in Eukaryota, Fungi, Ascomycota, Sordariomycetes, Xylariales, Hypoxylaceae. Bases 275 to 1312 code for a protein of 345 amino acids. Gene Ontology annotation, cellular component: cytoplasmic ubiquitin ligase complex; cytosol. The transcript has 3 exons. Gene Ontology annotation, biological process: autophagosome assembly; autophagy of mitochondrion; nucleophagy. Gene Ontology annotation, molecular function: Atg8-family ligase activity.